GUUAAAACGAAGACUAGAAAGUGUGAUCUUAAUAAGUGACAUAUGAUCAUGAGUUUGAAUCCUAACUCUGAAUUUAUUCGAUGCUUGUUAUGGGGUCUCAGCACGGUUCUCCUGGACAGUCCUAACUCCUAUAUUUUUCGGUUAUAAAUAAUAAUAAUAAUAAUAAUAAUAAUAAAUAAAUAAAUAAUAGCUGGUCAUGCACUCUAAUAAGUGAUUCCUAUUACCUUUGUAUUAUUUACUCCACUUUUAGUUGAACGCAACGAAACCCUACGGCGCGUGUUGAGAAUCGUAGUCGUGAAAAUCAAACCAAAAUCAUAUAAAGCCCGCGAAUCUGCAUCGGUAUAUCUUGGGCCUCAAGCUAUAGUCGGAAUGGGUACACCAUUGGUAGCAGGACUUGCAGUUGCUGCUGCUGCUCUUGCUGGUAGAUAUGGAAUUCAGGCUUGGCAAGCAUUCAAGGCAAGACCACCUACAUUACGCAAGUUUUAUGAAGGUGGUUUCCAGCCCACAAUGACAAGGAGGGAAGCAGCUCUUAUUCUUGGAAUCAGGGAAAGCACUCCAGCAGAUAAGGUCAAGGAAGCACAUAGGAAGGUGAUGGUUGCAAAUCACCCUGAUGCAGGUGGCAGCCAUUACCUUGCCUCAAAAAUUAAUGAAGCAAAGGAUAUGAUGCUUGGAAAGACCAGAGGAAGUGAGUCAGCCUUUUGAUGACCCUAAUUUGUCCCGUCUCUGCAUUGUCCUUCCACCAAAUUUCUAAGGAAGAUUAGUUUUAAGAGUGAGAAACUCCUGUAGUUGAACGUCUUCACCCUUUUCAGAUGACCAUGGUGUCCUAGUAUUCAUACCAAAUCUUUUUGAGUAAUAAAACAGAAAGUGAGGGGUUUUUGUUCAGUCAAUUCUUUCAGACCCAAUAGUUGUACAUUAUUUGGAAAGGUCAGUGCCCUUUAUUGAGUGUGAGAAACACCUGCGGGCUGACUUUUCACGAGUGUAACACAAUCAAAUAUUGAUUGCCAUUAUGAAGCUUAGCAUGGUGCAGUUUGCUUGUA
Molecule: messenger RNA, 1037 nt
Organism: Vitis vinifera (wine grape)
Lineage: Eukaryota; Viridiplantae; Streptophyta; Magnoliopsida; Vitales; Vitaceae
Product: mitochondrial import inner membrane translocase subunit TIM14-1
Exons: 3
Coding region: 370-702 (110 amino acids)
Biological process (GO): protein import into mitochondrial matrix
Cellular component (GO): PAM complex, Tim23 associated import motor
Molecular function (GO): ATPase activator activity
Source: RefSeq, a predicted model, not a curated record